AAUAAUUGUUAUUCAAAAAACUUUUAUAAUACUUAAUUAAAAGUUAAUUCGUGAGUAAUUACACAUCCACCACGAAUAAUAGAAUUUUCUGUUUUAAUUAUGAUAUUUUUCAACGAGUUUAUUUUCAACUUUGAGAAUUUUACUUAGUUGAUGUAGUGCGUUUAAAGAGUAAAGUGAAAAUGCUUCUUGUUAAGAAUUUAAAAAGAAAUCAAUGUAAACAUUUUGUGACCCAGAUUAAAAAAAUAUCAACGGGUUUUAUCGAAGAAACCAAUGAUUAUGAAGAAAUUUGGGCUACAGCUAAGUCAUACAAAAGUCUACCAGGACCAUCAACAACAGGUUUAAUAAAAGGUUUCGCCAAAGGAGGGAAAUAUAAUUCGAUGCGAUUUUCUGAAAUUCAUGAACAUUUAGUCAAAGAAUAUGGGCCAAUUUACAAAGUUCCUGGAAUCUUUGGGAGAAGAGACAUUGUGGUUAUAAUUGAUCCAAAAGAUUUUGAGAUUGUCUUCCGAACUGAGGGUGCAAGGCCCCUACGGAGGGGUCUUGAGUGCCUGGCUUACUAUCGAAAACACUACAAAAAGGAUUUGUACGCUACCUCACUUGGUCUAACAAAUGAUCAGGAAGAAGCAUGGUGGAAUUUUAGGCAGAAAGUGAAUGGUGUUAUGCUAAAGCCCCAAGUUAUAAGGGGCUAUACCACAGCGAUUGAUGAAGUAUCUUCGGAUUUUGUUAAAAGGCUACAUAAGUUGAGAGACUCAAAUUUUGAAACACCACCUAAUCUAUUCUUUCACUUGAAUACUUAUGCAUUGGAAGCAAUAGCUUUCAUUACGACAAACAUAAGAUUGGGACUUUUAAACGAGAACCGGGAUAAAAGUAUUGACGAACUAAUGGAUAACAUAAAAACGUUUUUACACUUACUUAAUGAACUUGAUAUUAAACCGUCUAUGUGGAAAAUUUAUAAAACAAAAAAAUUCAAGCAACUCGUUCGAGUGCUAGAUAAACUACACGAGGAUAUUGAAGUUUUCGUGGAUAGAGGUCUGAAAAAGUUAAAAGAAGGAAAAAGUAAUACAAAACAUAUUUGUGUUUUGGAAAAACUAUACGCAAUUGAUAAAAACGUUGCAAUAAUCAUGGUAUUUGAUUCUUUACUGGCCGGAGUUGAUACUACAUCAGCAGGUGCAUUUUCGAUCCUUUACAACUUGGCGACAAAUCCAGAAAAACAGAAUACCUUAAGAUCUGAAUUAUUUAAAAUUCUUCCUGAAAAGAAUUCACCUCUAACAGCAGAAAAUUUAAAUAAUACACCAUAUCUAAAAGCUUGCUUCAAGGAAUCAUUGAGAAUUAUGCCAGUAGUUGCUGCUAAUUUUCGAGCUACAGGGCGCAAUAUUGUUCUAAAAGGAUACCAAAUUCCAAAACACACUGAUGUAUUAAUGCACAACGCCUUAACCCAUAUGGACGAGAAAUAUUUUCCAGAUGCACAUUCUUUCCUUCCUGAAAGAUGGUUGAGAUCAUCCGAAAAAUAUGACAACUACAAUCCAUUUGCGUAUCUUCCUUUUGGCUAUGGAAGCAGAAUUUGUAUAGGACGACGGUUUGCUGAACUUGAAAUUAGAACCCUUGUUGCGCGAUUGGUUAGAAAUUAUCAUCUUGAGUGGAACUACCCUCCUCCAAAAAUUGAGUCACUGACCAUUAAUAUGCCUCAAGGGGAUUUAAGACUUUCCCUAAAAGACUUCAAUUAACAGCAUUGCAUUGUUCAAAUUCAAUAUUAUUGAUAGAGAAAACAAUAUUUCAAAUUACUGCAAAGGAUUUUUUUGAAACAAAUUUUAAAGAUAUUAUAGCAGAUCUUCUUGUGUCUUAUUUGUAAGUAUAUGUUGAAGUCAAGCACUGAUGGUUCAGAUUUCUCAGCCAGUUUUUGAAUGCGAAAUAUAAAAAAAACGAGUUUUCUAUACAUUUAAAAAAAAAUUAAAAAAUAUAUCACAAAUAUAUUAUAUUUAGUGCUCUAAAUUAAUUUUAUUGUAAAUAUUGCAGUAUGGA
Molecule: messenger RNA, 2016 nt
Organism: Phlebotomus papatasi
Lineage: Eukaryota; Metazoa; Arthropoda; Insecta; Diptera; Psychodidae
Product: probable cytochrome P450 12b2, mitochondrial
Exons: 6
Coding region: 180-1721 (513 amino acids)
Molecular function (GO): heme binding; iron ion binding; monooxygenase activity
Source: RefSeq, a predicted model, not a curated record